Aspergillus fumigatus Af293 is the source of this 708-nucleotide messenger RNA. RefSeq lists its product as uncharacterized. Lineage: Eukaryota; Fungi; Ascomycota; Eurotiomycetes; Eurotiales; Aspergillaceae. The record is from RefSeq and is a predicted model, not a curated record.
AUGGCUGAGCCUAACGAGGUAAGGAAUGCCCACUUGGCCUCCAAAUCUAUUCCACAAAGAAGAAAACCGCGCAAACUAAGACAUAAACGACCGGUAUCUCAUGGUCUCGACGAGGAAAUAGAGAAAGAAGCAAUUGUUGAUACGCCAGCCAGUCAAAGAGAAACUGUCGUUUUUAAGACGUCGGAGGACCAAUCGAACUUUGAGGACGCGUUGGAAGAAGACUCUUCAGUCAUCGAGGCUCAACUCCAACCGGUCCCUGAACGACAACGUCAGACUAAUCGGUAUAAGCCUUUUCGCGACGAGGAGGAAGGCGACGUGGCAGAGGGUGGAGGUGCUCCAGCUACUGCUGAACGCCAGAGACUGAGACGCGGCCGACACGGCGACAGAACGCUCAUUCAGUCAAACAUCAUCGAUGGUGCUGGGAGAACAGUCGGCGAGUCCCAAGAUUUGGUGCUCAAUAGAGCUGAGGGCGUGGUGGGAAGGGUUACAGAUACCAGUGGACGAGUUCUCGGCCAGCCGUCAGAGCAAAGUGACCAGCCAAAGAAGGAGAAGGAUGAACCGUUGAAAUUGCGGUUGGACUUAAAUCUGGACUUGGAGGUUCAGCUGAAAGCGAAGAUCUCCGGAGACGUGACGCUCACGUUGUUGUUAGUAUACGCCCUGUCCUACAAUGAAGUCGGGUAUUCAUUGCGACUGAUUAAAAGGAAAUAG